Magallana angulata is the source of this 10075-nucleotide messenger RNA. Its product is annotated as anion exchange protein 3-like. Gene Ontology annotation, cellular component: plasma membrane. The transcript has 36 exons. Gene Ontology annotation, molecular function: solute:inorganic anion antiporter activity; monoatomic anion transmembrane transporter activity. The record is from RefSeq and is a predicted model, not a curated record. NCBI's taxonomy places the organism in Eukaryota, Metazoa, Mollusca, Bivalvia, Ostreida, Ostreidae. Gene Ontology annotation, biological process: bicarbonate transport; transmembrane transport; monoatomic anion transport. Bases 1642 to 7467 code for a protein of 1941 amino acids.
UGAUUAUGAUAAUUAUCAUAUAAAUUCCUUUUUUGUUUAAAGGGUUUUCAAAACAAAACCAAAUCAUGAUUUUUCAACAUGAUCUUUUAAUUAGUGAGUUUAAUUUGAAGUUAAAAUAUACACCCAAUGAAAUGCUAAGAUGUCCAGAUAAAUACAGUUGCACCUGAAUUAUGAUGAUUUUGAAGAUCAGAGUAACUUACUGACAUGCAGUACCUUUGAUAGAAUGAGUAGUAUAUUUACUGUGUAGAUAGAAAUAUUAAACUGUGUCUUUGAAAUAUUUCUUAUUCCCAAAUGUCAUUUGAAUAUAUGACUACAUACUAUAAUUUGUGCUGGGAAAACCCUGUACAUUUAUUUUGAACCAGAUGUUCCUUUGUUUUGUAUCUUGACAAAUCUGAAUUUGAUAGAAUUCUUACAGCUGUUGCUCCAGUGUCUCUUUUAUGAUAUCCUGCAUAUGCAGUGAUUGAUUGCUACAUGUAAAUGCAUUGGCAGGUGUCUGCAUUAUGUAUCAUAUUAAGUGGUACCUAUUUAAUGGUUAUGAAUGGAAAAUCUGCUUUUGAUGACAAAUGAUAAAGGAAGGCUUUUGCAUAAUCAAGCUUCCUUGUGGGAUCUAUUUUCUACAACAUUUACGUAUUGUUACCUGAAAACUCAGGUACCUGUAAUUAACAAGUCAUUCACCUGGACUUCACUGAGUUUGCAGUGUAUUCUGCCUUUUAUUCUCUUUUUUUCUUUUUAAACUUUCUUGAUUCCAGUACACGUAAUUGCAAGGGAGAUAUUUGCUUUAUGUUUACAUACAUGCUGCUUGGUAUAUAUGCAUAACUGAAAUGAGUUUUUGUAGUUAUGUUUAAACUUUUUGUAAUUUUUUAUUUCAUUAUGUAAAAAAGACCCGGUAUUCUAUGUACUAAUAAAUGCAAUAUCCCUGUCAAAAAUGAAGCCAAUGGCCACAUAGAAGUUAUUCAUUUUAUCAAAUCUGUUUGAGAGCUCCAUGUGCAGAGGUUCAUUGUGUCAUAUUUGUCCAGGAUGCCUAUUUUUAGUGUAUUGUUGGCCUUGGCGGAGGAAUUGUAUGUAACACAAUGCGAACUUUAAAUUCUGUGUUUGUUAAACAACCCUUAUCAUUGGUAUGUGAUAUGGCUCGAUUAACUAUUCAGUCAUUAAUGAUCUUUUUUUUCCAAGACAGGGAAGGUAUUAAUGAGAAUACAAUGCAUAGUAGAUGCAAGUUUCAAUGGAGCAUGUUACAAGUACAUACAUUGUUUUCCUGUGAAAACGAUCCUAUAAUGACACAUAUGAUGAUACAUAUAUCAGUUCUUAUUAGCUCAUUAAGGACUCUAUGUCAUUGGUAGCAGUAAAAUCACUUGAUAAAACAACAUUGGCAUUAUAUCCCUGUGAAUUGUGCCAAGGAAUGAUGUUCAUUGGGAUCAGAGCAGUCGGAACCAGUGCGGGUGGGAAUUAUCCAGACUGGAUUUUAUAAGAACGCAGACCCUCACUAGAGGGAGAAAGAGAAAGUUUUGGAAAUUGACACCACCACACAGCCUAACCCCCGAGUUCUCCCUGUGUCUCACAGGUGAGACCACCACAAGUUCAAGACGCCGUCCGAUCUCAAAGUCCAGAUUGUAUAUAAAGAGGGACAGUUUAUGACGUAGCAUUAUGGCUCUGCAUGGAAGAGAUAACCAUGAGGAUCUGAAUUAUGAUGGGAAUCAGUCGGUAGCCCCCAGACAGGCGAACUCGACCUCGUUCCUACUGGAUCUGAACUCGGACUCUGCAGCCGACCACUCUCACUCUGCCCCAGGGCUGACCCGGUCCCCGACCUCCCCAGAGAUGCCCCGUCAGGGUCACACUUUGGAUCACAUCGUCGACUUGUUCGACGACGUCCAGAAGAUUUUUGAGCGGUACCCACGAUUCGACGUCAACGAUCUGUCGGCUGGUUCUGAGUUGUUACCGUCAGAACAUGUGACUUCUCGAGAUGGAGAUCGAGUUAUUCCUGCAAAAGAUACCACGUUGUUUACAGACGAAGAUUUCAGUAGCCAUCGCAGCAGUUCAUUCCCUCAUAUUCACCAUCCUCUACGACCUCUUCGAAGCAAGUCACAGAAAAAUGUCCGUCAUGCUGACCAUCACCACAAAAAAAAGAAGAAGAAAAAGAAGCGAAGGAUGCAUGUCAACAAAAGCUUCCCCUCUAAGAUGGCCGUGCAGUCUCCCCCAAUUCCAGAGGACAACGAGGAAGAGUACACUUCGGACUCUGACAGCGAUUCCUCCCUCAGCCGACGCAACAGCACCGCCAGUCAGGACUUCGCUGAUGGACCCCUGGUCAUCACCGAGAUUGGUGACAUUGACAGGAGCUCAUCAGUUGACCUUGACAAAGCUCUCGGGGACGUCCCCUUAGAGCCCUCCUCCCCCUCACCCAGCAGCCCUCAGCUAGUGGUGCCUGUCAACGGAACGCCCAAAAAGAAAUCCUCUGGUAGAAAGGUGGCUGAUUUUUUCAUCGGAGAAAAUGAGUCAUCACCACCACGAGAUUCUUCGAAGGGCUCCAUGGAUUCCAAGCAGUACAAGUACAUUUCCGAUGAGACAUCACAACAGAGCGAUUUCAACAUGGAGGACCAGUUUAGUCUGUUGGACAUCGGCACCACGGAACAGGAACCCCUGCUUUCGGUGCAGGCCCAGCACAAGCCCGCAGGAAGUGCCCGCUCACUGAACGAGGAUGGCAGGAGUCGCGUCCACUUCUCUGUUGGUGGUGAUGAAAGUUCGGCCAACUUGUUGAGCAUCAAUAGAGAAGGCUCGGAUCCAUCCCUCUCCUCGGGGAACAAGCAAAACAAGGCAUCAUUUGGAUCCCUGAGUAGUGGGAAGUCCAGUAAAUCACACCGCUCAAAGCGGCACCACCAUUAUGACCACUACAAGACGGAGGAUCUGUUGCUACGGCGACAGAAAGGAAGUGAGGUUCGUCUGGAUAUCAUGAUGCAAAGCGAACCAACAGAAGUGGAUGAAGCCAAAAUGUUGCACAAGGUGGAUCUGGAUGAAAUGGCCAGUCAUCGUCUGGACAACUUCCACGGAGGGAGGCGACAUCGCCUCAGAAAGAACCACAGUGCCAUGUCCUCUAUUGUACAUGUAGGCAAGCACAAGAAAGCCAAACACAAGAUCUUCCAGCCCAAGAAGAAGGUUGACCACCGCCCUCAUGAGGUGUUUGUGGAGCUGGAUGAGCUGUACGAAGGCGAGGGUGAAAACUACGAGUGGAGGGAGAAGGCCAGGUGGAUCAAGUUUGAGGAGGAUGUGGAGGAAGGGGCCGAGAGGUGGGGCAAGCCCCACGUGGCAUCUCUGUCCUUCCACAGUCUGUUGGAACUGAGGCGGGGCCUGGAAAAUGGUACGAUGGUCCUGGACUUGGUCGCGGAGGACCUGCCGUCCAUAGUUACCUACGUGGUAGACGACUUGGUCAUCCAUGACCACAUCAAGAGCGAACACAAGGGGAAGGUGUUAAAGACGCUGCUGAUGAAGCACAAACAUCAGAAGGAGAAGUCUUUGAGGCGUUCCCUCACAUCGUCCGCCAGUUUCCGUUCCUCUACCUCACUGGAGAAAAUGCUGGACAGUCCUACGUCAGAGAACUUAGCAAAGAAGGAGAAAGAAGCUGCCCAGAAAGCCAAGGACAACGAAGUUAAAAAUCUAGAAUUUGUCAAAGUUGAUGUCGAUAAUAACUUGCAUGCCGACGGGGUCCACAUUGGGAUCACGACCAAUGAGAGCAGGCAGAAGAACAUUCAGGACAUCAUGAAGCGGAUCCCCAAGGACGCGGAGGCCCUUACCGUACUGGUCGGCUGUGUGGACUACCUGGAAAAACCCGCCAUGGCAUUCGUCCGCCUGGCUGAGGGCCAAGUUUUGGACAAUCUGACGGAAGUUCCACUUCCUGUUCGUUUCCUGUUCAUUCUCCUCGGUCCAGAGAAUGCAAUGGACUAUCACGAAGUUGGGCGAUCUAUCUCCACUCUGAUGGCUAACCAGCAUUUCCACGACAUUGCAUACAAGGCAAUCAGCAGAGACGAGCUGCUUCACGCGAUCAAUGAGUUCUUGGAUGAGUCAAUAGUGCUGCCUCCUGGUGACUGGGACCAGAAGACUCUGCUCCCUAUCAUGGACAUGGCCAGGAAGAAAGCCCGGGCCAUGCGCAGGAAGAAACACAAGGAGGAGGAGAAAAUAGCUCUGUUGAAGAAAGAGGAAAAAGACAAGAUUCCACUGGACCCCAUCAAGAGGACUGGUCGCUUAUUCGGAGGACUGGUUAAUGAUGUCAAGAGGCGCUACCCCCAGUACCUGAGUGAUUUUAAAGACGCUCUACAUUUCCAAUGUGUUACCUCCUUUAUUUUUAUUUUCUUUGCUUGUUUGUCACCGACCAUUGCCUUUGGAGGUUUGUUAGGUGAGAAGACCAAAGAGUACAUGGGAGUGACAGAGACCAUUCUGAGCACCUCAUUCAGUGGCGUCCUGUUUGGUUUGUUCUCCGCCCAGCCAAUGAUGAUCCUCGGAGCCACCGGCCCUGUGCUGGUCUUUGAGGAGUCAUUGUACCAGUUCUGUACCAGUUACGACAUUGAGUUUCUACCAAUGCGGUUUUGGAUUGGAUUCUGGGUGAUGAUUAUAACCUUUGUUGUGAUUGGAUUAGAAGGCAGCUUCCUCGUCAAAAACAUCACUCGCUUCACCGAAGAAAUAUUUACCAUCGUCAUCUCGCUCAUCUUCAUCUAUGAAGUCGUCAAAAAAAUGAAAGCAACAUUCUAUGAUCAUCCUUUACAAGUCUCCUACACUAACUGUGGUGGUGUGGGGCCGGCUUACAACGUCUCAUUCAACGAUACAAAGUCACUGGACAACUCCACGGCCUACUCCACUCUCUCCACCCCGGAGAACCUGUAUCACGUCCAGCAGGAUCACGCCUUCCACGACGAAGUCCCGCAACCCAACACAGCCCUGCUCUCCCUCGUCCUCAUGCUCGGAACUUUCUUCAUCGCUUAUUUUUUACGAAUCUUUAGGAACAGUAAAUUCCUAGGCAGAAGUGCAAGGAGAGCCCUAGGAGACUUUGGGGUAGUAAUCGCCUUGUUUUUGAUGGUGCUUCUAGAUGCCAUUACCCCCACAGUUUAUACUCAGAAACUCAUUAUCUCUGACAACUUUGAACCAACAGACAGCUCUAAGAGAGGUUGGAUUGUCCCACCCAUGGGGAGUAAAAAAAGGAUGAAUGCCGACAUGAUCAUCGGAGCAAGUCUGCCAGCAUUUCUUCUCUUUAUUUUGCUGUUCUUGGAAACUCAAAUUACAGAAAUGACCCUGAAUAAGAAGGAGUUUAAAAUGAAGAAAGGCUCUGGGUAUCACCUGGACCAGGUGUUAUUGGGGAUCAUUACCUUCAUCGGGGGGGUAUUUGGAUUGCCGUGGAUGUGUGCAGCCACAGUCCGAACAUUGUGCCAUGUUUCAUCUCUCAGUGUAUAUAGUCGUUACCAUGCACCUGGUGAAAAACCAAAACUCGUGAAAGUGCGGGAGCAACGGGUCACAAAUAUUGCUGUCAAUUUAUUAUUAGGUUUAUCUCUGCUAUGGGGGCCAUUGCUGAGGCUGAUUCCCAUGGCCGUCCUGUUUGGGAUAUUUUUAUACGUGGGUGUGUCGGCCCUUAGCAGUUUACAGCUUUACCGCAGAAUGAAGUUGUUAUUUAUUCCAGUUAAACAUCAUCCCUCCACGGGAUAUGUCCGACGGGUCCGAACCAUCAAGAUGCAUCUGUUCACUGUUAUACAAGUCCUUUUGCUGGCUUUGAUGUUCGGCCUGAAGCUUUCCUCAGCGGCCAUAGCUUUCCCUCUGUUUGUGAUACUUUUAAUUCCAGUCCGACUCAGAAUCAUGAACUAUUUCUUUUCUGAACAUGAACUUGAAGAGCUACCGUCGCCACGGUGGGUGGGGCUUAAGCGCAGAUCUGUGAUCCGCCAGUUGCCUGGUAACAAAAGCAAGGAGACCCAACAGGGACUCAAAUUCAAACCUAACCCUGCAGAUAUUUCCCUCCCUGACAAUGAGGUUCACAGUUAUGCCAGCACGGUCAGGCAGAAUGAGGAACUGACCACCAACCUGUACUGUCUGUUUGAGAGUCUCCCACAAGCUGAGGUUUUAGAUCCAGUCUGUCACCAGCUGUUUGAGUUCUACCGGUCCAAAGAAUCGGAGCUGAAGACUUUCAGCAGGGAGCUGAUACCUGUCGUUAUCUGGACCUACCUGUCUGCUCUUAGUACAUCCGGCAAAAAGUCAGUGAGAGGACUUGAGGCAUUCCUGCUGGGAGUGUACAAUCUGGAAACAACGUUGCCUGAUGGAAAACCCAAUGUCAAGACAUUCCGUAUCCCCACAUUCUCUCAGCCCUCCAUCUAUCAUGAGAAAAGCUUUGGGUUCACCAUAGACAUCAAAGACACUUCAUCAACAAUGGUACAACAUGCACUGGGGACACAAGAAAUUGGACCAAUGGUCGUUCACUGGUCAGGUGAACGAGACUUGAUAGUGAAAGGAUCAGCAGCCAGCAGCAUCCUACAAGCCAUUCUGUCCACCGUUCUUCAGACUUUUACGACGGAGAUUGCUGAGCUGACAACCCAGUCUCAUCAUUGGUUUUGUAAAUCUUGCUCCAGGAUAGCAACCACAGGCUUUCUGAGCCUGGGGGACAUACAGAGUCAGGAGGAGACUGCCUUCUCUCUGUCCGACUCCCCCGAGCCCAAGCGGCGACACAGUCAGUACGGAGACCUCCCUCCCAGACUGGCCGUCAGCCCCUCCCUCAUCAUAGAGAUGUUGUCCGGCCUCUACUAUGUCACGUUUAACAGCCAGCCUCACUUAGGGUUGAAAGCUAUCUACGAUCUUCACUACAGGGCCAGCUAUGAACUGUAUGCAGAUGUUUUAUUGGUUACCAGUGCUAUGACUAACAGCCUACAGACAGUGGUGUCCAGCUCCAGGGACAGUCUGCGGGGGAUGAUGGCGGUCACACCCUCGACUUCCGCCCACUCAAUCUCCAAGUCAGCCAUUACUAAUGCCUCUUUUAGGGCAAAAAAACUGCCAGAUGACAUUAGCAUUGUACAAGAUGAAGAUGCAUCAAAACUGGCAACCAUUGAUGAAGACUCAAUAGAAACAACCACAUCAAAGGCAGCAGCCAAAUCCUCCAAGUUCAACCUGGCCAAAGCAAUUCUAAAGGGAGACAAAUCCAAACCAAAGGAUACGAAAAGAGACUCAAUAGAUCAUAAAAUUAGUCUGACCAAUGGAGACGCUCCCGAUUCUGUGCACGUUGGUGUUGUCAAAAACAACUCCAGAGUCGUUGUUGACAACAUUGAAAUGCAACCUUAUAACCGAAAAAAUGUUGACCACGAUAACAAUGAUGACAAAGCUGCGUCGUCUCCUCUGAUUCCCAAGCCGCGCUCCACUGGGAGCAUCAGCAAGGAAAUGAAAGUGAAACUCCAGGACCAUCAGCGAAAUCCCUCAGGGUCAUCUGUCAACUCCGACAAUUAUAGCACAAAUCUAUAGACAUUGUUACAAACCACGCUUAUUGUUAACUGGUUCUCAUUGAAUGUCUCUAUUAUGAAUGUAAAGAAUUAUAUAUUUUUGAACUGAGAUAUAUAAGGUUACUGGUAUAUUUGUUGGGUUUAGAUAAAAGUAUAUGUUUGUUCCAUACAUAUGUGUAGCUCUGUACAUUUUUGUUAUUUAUUUCACAAGUGGGAAGUAAUUAUUCAAGUCAAAUUUAAUUGUAAAAAGCAGAUGGAUGCCUGGAAUAUAAAUAAUUUCAUCUGGUUUCUACAUUAAUCUCUCUGUGUACUUAUAGCAGAAGUCCUCCUAUUUAUCUCUGAUGAUGGUGCUUGUCUGUGUGCUACAUCUAGGUCUUUCAGUUACUACAUAUACUUUACAUCAUCCAAGUCUCAGGCUAGGUCUUACAGUUAAUAAAUGAUUCUUGACCCAGGCUAGGUCUUUCAGUCAGUAUAUCCUAAAUGACCUUUGACCCAGGCUAAGUCUUUUAGUCAGUAUAUACUAAAUGACCCUUGACCCAGAGUAGGUAUGUCAGUCAGUAUAUCCUAAAUGACCUUUGACCCAGGCUAAGUCUUUCAGUCAGUAUAAACUAAAUGAUCCUUGACCCAGGCUAGGUCUUUCAGUCAGUAUAUAGUAAAUAUCCUUUGACCCAGACUAGGUCUUUCAGUCAGUAUAAUGAACCUUGACUCAGGUGAGGUCUUUCAGUCAGUAUACUAAAUCAUUUUUGACCCAGGCUAGGUCUUUCAGUCAGUAUAUAGAAAAUAACCUUUGACCCAGACUAGGUCUUUCAGUCAGUAUAUACUAAAUGACCCUUGACUCAGAUGAGGUCUUUCUGUCAGUAUAUACUAAUUGACCUUUGACCAAGGCUAAGUCUUUCAGUCAGUAUGUACUAAAAGAUCUUUGACCCAGGUUAGGUCUUUCAGUCAGUAUAUCCUAAAUGACCUUUGACCCAGGUUAGGUCUUUCAGUCAGUAUAUCCUAAAUGAUCUUUGACCCAGGCUAGGUCUUUUAAUGUCAAUAUGAUCCUAGACCAACUCUAUGUCUAUUUGUUUAAACAUAACUCUAGUUCUAGGACUCUCAGAAAGGCACCCUUAUAAAACUAUCUCUCAAGAUGAAUGAUUUUCUUGAUCCCUGACUGGUGUUUGCUGUUUAACCUGUCAACAUUACAGCUCUACAAUACAUAACUGGAACUAUUCCCGAUUUCAGUAGGAUAAAAAUUAUAAGGAUCUUUACAGCUACUUUGAAAGCUAAACUUGUCCUGUAUGGGAUUCAUGUUCUAUAUCGGUAAUACAUUCAGAUGCAUACAUACCUAUUAUAAUUUACCUGGAUUUAUAUCUAUUUACUUGAGGGUCAUUUAUUUUUGCUUCAUUUUACAUUCAGUCACUUAAUUAACUAAAUACUGGUAACACUUUGUGCAUAUUCAUAACUUAUUUCACAAAUGUGAAGCACAUAAAUACCAUCUACAAAAUUAAAACUGUUCAUAGAAUGUAAUUAAGCUCAAACUGGUUAUUCAGUAAAAUCAAGAAUACUCAGAUUAUGCAAUAUGUAGGUAAACAGGAAUCAUUUUAUCAUAACAGCUUAGAUUUGAGUUAACGGUCCCAUUACAUUUCGUAGUGUUUCUAUGAUAAGCACUGUCCCAUGGGUCCCUUUUCAAUAGGAUGUUGAGGGUGAACCAAUAAUGCCUUGAUCUACUGGAAAGAAGUUCUCAUUCUAUCUACCUCUUCUCAAUUUUGUACAAGAUCAGUUCAAUUUGUGCGGUUCAGUGUGUACAUGAAUAUGAAAUGCUCUAGAUUAUAUUAACUAUUUUCUUCAUCAUUAAUUUUGUUAAAUAAAGAUUGUUUUAGCUGGCUUGUCAUGUGCUAUAGUCACCUGCAGGUUUUUCAGUUGCAGGAGUUCAGCAUUUGUUGGCUUGUAGUUAGGGGUGUUCUUAUGCCUACAUUAUAAUCACACUAUUUAGAGUCCCUGCAGUAUCUGCAGUGUCUCCAUGACUCUGACUCUACAAACUAUUUCCCAGGCUCUUUGAGUGAUCAGAUUUCAGAUUCAGGGAGAUAUUUGACAUCUGGAACCCCACACAUCUGGUUUUAGUUAGCAUCAACUUAAUGUAGAGUGAAACUCUGUAAACAUUUCCUCAAACUUAUGCAAAACAACAUUUCUCUAGGUUCAAAGAAUUUUAUUCCUCAAUUUUUAUAAUUGUACAUUUGUUUAAAUUCCUUUAUUGAUUAGAGCAAAAGAAGGGCAUUUUUUAUAAUUUCAUGUCUUUGGCUGUAAAAAAUCUAAUGGUAUUUAUGAUUUGCAUUUGAAAUAUAGCUUGUUUACUAGAGUGAUAUUGUUUGUAAUAUAGACAUUUACAUUAGCAACACUAUUAACUCACUGCUAGGUGCAUGAAAACACCAAGUGAUUGCCCUUUGCUAAUUGUAAUAAUCUUUUAUUUAAUUUAUAGAUUUUUUUAACUGAGAUUUUUCCUGGAGUAAAGAAAACAGAUAGUUUAUUGAUAAGUGGAUGUAAUUGUUAUAAUAAUACAGAUGAGUAGCUGUAGUGAAGUGAUCGGAAGAAAACAAAACCUUUCAUUUUUUGUAAGUUAGAGUAUUAUUUAAUAAAUUAUUAUCAAUAUU